Molecule: messenger RNA, 501 nt
Organism: Caenorhabditis sp. 36 PRJEB53466
Lineage: Eukaryota; Metazoa; Nematoda; Chromadorea; Rhabditida; Rhabditidae
Source: the annotation of a GenBank genome assembly
AUGUCUUCGAUGACGUUCGACGGAGAAGCGCCCGAGACCGAUGACGAAUUGGAAAACGAAGCAGACGAAGAAGAGCAGCCACGGAAAACGGCGGAGGAAAUGAAAAACGAAGAGAAAAAGUGGGACAUUUCCGGAAGAAUCUUCUUGGAUAAUCUUGACGUUUUCAGAGAUGUUUCAAUCGAUAAAAAUCUGAAAAAGCGAUGGAGUAAGGCUGCGGCGGACACGAUCAAUACGUGCCAGAAACGGAUUUCGACGCAGGAGAAAACGAUGCAGAAAGUGACCGAAUCGGCCGCCGAUUGCUUCACUUCAAUGCAGGUUCGAAAGACAUUUUAGCAAAUAUAAAAGUACAAAAAUUGUGUUCAGAACGUGGCGGCUAAACUGAAUAAUGUGCACUCGAACGUGGCGAGAUUGGAGGAUUCGGUGGCCGAUUUGAUCGACGCGUCGCGGCUCAUACCCUCUCGAAUUUCUGAAUUCAAAUUGAACAUUUUCGAAUUUCUGUAA